Pipistrellus nathusii (Nathusius's pipistrelle) is the source of this 1056-nucleotide messenger RNA. The record is from the annotation of a GenBank genome assembly. Lineage: Eukaryota; Metazoa; Chordata; Mammalia; Chiroptera; Vespertilionidae.
AUGCCGGAGCCCGGGCCGGACGCCCCCGGCGCCGCGGGCGCGCAGCCGCCGCCGCCGCCGCCCGCGCCCAAGGAGUCCCCGUUCUCCAUCAAGAACCUGCUCAACGGGGACCACCCCCGCGUGCCCCCCAAGCCGCAGCCGCCCCCGCGGACGCUCUUCGCUCCGGCCUCGGUCGCCGCCGCCGCCGCCGCCGCCGCCAAGGGGGCCCUGGAGGGCGCGGCGGGCUUCGCGCUCUCGCAGGUGGGCGAGCUGGCCUUCCCCCGCCUGGAGAUCCCAGCGCAGCGGUUCGCCCUGCCCGCGCACUACCUGGAGCGCCCCCCGGCCUGGUGGUAUCCCUACACCCUGGCCCCCGCCGGCGGCCCCCUCCCGCGGCCUGAAGCGUCGGAGAAGGCGCUCCUGCGGGACUCCUCGCCCGCCUCGGGCACGGACCGCGACUCCCCGGAGCCGCUGCUCAAGGCCGACGCCGACCCCAAGGAGCUGGACUCGCGCAGCCCGGACGAGAUCGUCCUGGAGGAGAGCGACUCGGAGGAGGGCAGGAAGGAGGGCGCGGCGGCGGCCGGGGCGGCCGGGGCCAGCGCGGCGGAGGCGGCCGGGGCGCCCCCGGGCCCGGAGGACUGGAAGAAGGGCGCGGAGAGCCCCGACAAGAAGCCGGCCUGCCGCAAGAAGAAGACGCGCACGGUCUUCUCGCGCAGCCAGGUCUUCCAGCUCGAGUCCACCUUCGACCUGAAGCGCUACCUGAGCAGCUCGGAGCGCGCCGGCCUGGCCGCCUCCCUGCACCUCACCGAGACGCAGGUGAAGAUCUGGUUCCAGAACCGCCGCAACAAGUGGAAGCGGCAGCUGGCGGCCGAGCUGGAGGCCGCCAACCUGAGCCACGCGGCCGCGCAGCGCAUCGUGCGGGUGCCCAUCCUCUACCACGAGAACUCGGCGGCCGAGGGCGCGGCGGCCGCGGCCGCGGGGGCGCCGGUGCCGGCCAGCCAGCCGCUGCUCACCUUCCCGCACCCCGUCUACUACUCGCACCCGGUGGUCUCCUCCGUGCCGCUGCUCCGGCCCGUCUGA